Molecule: messenger RNA, 633 nt
Organism: Rangifer tarandus platyrhynchus (Svalbard reindeer)
Lineage: Eukaryota; Metazoa; Chordata; Mammalia; Artiodactyla; Cervidae
Source: the annotation of a GenBank genome assembly
AUGCCCGGGGUGAAGCUGACCACCCAGGCCUACUGCAAGAUGGUGCUGCACGGCGCGAAGUACCCGCACUGCGCGGUCAACGGACUGCUCGUGGCCGAGAAGCAGAAGCCGCGCAAGGAGCACCUGCCCCUGGGCGGCCCGGGCGCCCACCACACCCUCUUCGUGGACUGUAUCCCCCUCUUCCACGGCACCCUGGCCCUCGCCCCCAUGCUGGAGGUGGCCCUCACCCUGAUUGAUUCGUGGUGCAAAGAUAAUAGCUACGUGAUUGCUGGUUAUUAUCAAGCUAAUGAACGAGUAAAGGAUGCCAGUCCAAACCAAGUAGCAGAAAAGGUGGCCUCCAGAAUUGCCGAGGGCUUCAGUGACUCGGCUCUCAUUAUGGUAGACAACACUAAGUUCACGAUGGACUGUGUGGUCCCCACGAUCCAUGUGUAUGAACACCACGAAAACAAAUGGCGUUGCAGAGACCCGCACUAUGAUUACUGUGAAGACUGGCCGGAGGCCCAGAGGAUCUCGGCAUCACUCCUGGACAGCCGGUCCUACGAAACACUCGUGGAUUUUGAUAACCACCUGGAUGACAUUCGGAAUGACUGGACAAAUCCAGAGAUCAAUAAAGCUGUUCUGCACCUGUGUUAG